CUAAACUGCAGGCUGCUUCUUACACUCAGGCAACACAAACAGACCUCCAAUGCAUUGUGAUUCCUUCAAGCUUGUACGACAGGGAGGAAUUAAGUCUGACAAAUUCAAUGUUAAAAGAUCCGCAGCAGCUGUCUGGAUUUUAAAGGCAUUUCUAAGUGGCUGCAUUCCUGUGCAGUUCCACUUUGAGUUAAGUUUGAGUUAGGGUCAAAACCCCUGUGUUUUACUGACUCCCACAGAAACACACUCACACACACACAUGCGCCCAACUUCCCCUCUCCACUAAUAAAUAAUUAUUCUUUUGUGUGAUGUGGCUUUGCUCCAAGGCCAUGCACUUUAUCUGAGCUCCUUGUAGCGAAGCAAACUAGAAUGGGAAAACACAGUCUGUGUCUCUUUAGAUGUUUCAAUUUAAGUUAAAGUCAUUACUAUCCAGCAUUUGUGCUUGUUUUGUAGAAAGAAUUCUAUUUGGAACUUUAAAGGACGAAUUAAUUGAUGUCAUAGAUUUGUAGCGAAUGGUGAUUUAAAAUGAAAAAAAUAAAUAAGAAAAAAGAAUUGAAUAGAUCCCCCAUUCACACUAAACCAAACUCACUCAUUCAAGUCAAGCAGCACUUCAGCCUAAAGAACGAGUGAAGUAUACGGUGUGAGUCAGGAUCUGCUCAGAUGUGCUGUCCAUGCUGGUUGUGGCAAAGCAAAGAAGUCAUCCUCUUCCGAGGCAGCCUUGCUCCUCCCCCUGCUCUGACUUAUGCUGUACUUCAGUCUUCUGGAGAAUAAGAAAGCCAGGCAUAAUAGAGACAGAGCAACCAGACACUCAUAACAUCUCAGUGUCCAACUCAGAUCCACUUGGAAGUACCUGAGGAGCUUAAAAUUUCCCAUCUGGUGGAAACUUUGUUUGUAAACUACUUACUCCAUCCUCUUAGCUUGGAAAGAUGGCUCCCGUGGUUUACUGUGAGCUCUCAGAUUUCUUUUUCAAGAAAAACUGACUCAGAUAUUUUUCAAGUUCCCUUGGGAUUUUUCUUUUUUUUUGAACGUGUCUUCUUCUGGACUAUCAUAUUUGGACUUUCUUGAACUGCUGUUGACAAUGUUGACUGAACCGUGUGGAGCCAUGUCGGUGGGGUCAGAUGUUUGUGAUCUGACCCUCCUACCAUCAGCACCUCCUGUGCCAUCCUUACCAGGAGCUGUUGGCAGCUGCGGGAUGUCUGUCGGUGGUGGUCAGUGGACCCAAUUGCUGGACCUCCACCCUGGCUCUCCCUACGGCUCCUUGAACUCCCACCACUCCCUAAUCAAGCAGGAGCCUGGCUGGGGAACCGCUGACCCAAUGGAGGACCCUCACUGUGGACUGGGGGCCUUCACCGUACACUUCUCAGGCCAGUUUACCGGCUCCGGUCCCUGUCGAGUCAGUGCAUUCGGAGAACCAACGUCCCAACCAAGGAUGUUCCCCAAUGCAGCGUACCUGCCCAGCUGUGUGGACAGCUCCCCUCUCCCCAGGAACCAGGGUUAUGCCCCGCUGGCUUUAGACAGCAACCCCGGUUAUAGUCACGCCACGUCCCACCACACCCCCCAGCUCUCCACCCUGUCCUUCAAGCAUGAGGACACGCUGUCACCACCAAACAACAUAGUUGACCAACAGUAUCCAACGCCAAAUCCCAUGUUCGGUUGUCACAAUCCUUCAGAAUCCAGUCCCAACAGCCAGACUCUGCUGCUGAGGAAUUACAGCAGUGAUAAUUUGUACCAAAUGGCAUCUCAGCUGGAGUGUGUCACAUGGAACCAGAUGAACACCCUGGCACCCCCCUCAAAGACCGGCCAAGCAGCUAGUUUUGACAGUGACCCCAUGCUCGUCAGUGCCCAGUACCACAUACACACGCAUGGUGUGUUCAGGGGGCUUCAGGAUAUACGAAGGGUUCCUGGUAUGACUCCUCCAGUGGCAAAGUCCUCAGAAGCCAGUGAGAGGCGGCCUUUUGUGUGCGUCUAUCCAGGCUGCAGCAAGAGAUACUUCAAGCUCUCACAUCUGCAGAUGCACGGCCGGAAACACACAGGAGAGAAGCCGUACCAGUGUGACGUCACAGAAUGUGGACGCAGAUUCUCGCGUUCAGACCAGUUAAAGAGACACCAGCGCAGACACACAGGAGUGAAGCCUUUUCAGUGUCAGACGUGUCAAAGAAAGUUCUCACGGUCAGAUCACCUUAAGACUCACACUCGGACUCAUACAGGUGAGAAGCCUUUCACCUGCCGCUGGUCCAACUGUCAGAAGAAGUUUGCCCGCUCUGACGAGCUGGUGCGCCACCACAGCAUGCACCAGAGGAACCUGAGCAAGCUGCAGCCUGCCGUUUAAAGGAAGAGGAGGAUGAAGGUGAUGCUGUGGCAGCCAGCAGAGGACAAACUCUGGAUUCUGGUCAGUGUUUCUGCUGCCCUGCCAGACUGUUCAUGGUUCUGAGAAAGCACAGAUGAUGCCAGACAACGGACUGACUAUCAAGAUGCCUUGACUGUAGGGAGGUUGGGAAACCCAAUGAUUCUGAGCCAGUGAGGCGUCUUUUUUAUCUAGCCUUUCUUGUCUUUUCAAUGCAAGAUAAAGAAACCGAUCUUCACUGUUGGAGGUGUUUCUUGUCAAAAAGGUCUUAAAGACAUUAAGAGACCGUCAAUCAUUUUGUCUUUAUUUUAUUCUUGCACUCUUGACUGUUUUUUUAUUAUAACUGUUUCAUCUUGAAGAUCUGCUGGAUAUUGCAAACUGGAUUCAGGAAGUUUAAAUAAAACACGUGUAUCCCCUUUCACCUUAAAGAAGGGAAUAUUUGGUUUGGGAAAUGUCAUGACAUGGAACUUUCCAAAUUGCUUUGUAUAUAUGUGACAUGUUUUUUAACUGUUAUUAUCUUUUUUUGUUUUUUUAUGUUCACGUUGGUUCAUAAAAUCUUCAUUCAAAUUUG
Messenger RNA from Oryzias melastigma (Indian medaka), 2912 nucleotides. RefSeq names its product WT1 transcription factor b (gene wt1b). The transcript is spliced from 9 exons. NCBI's taxonomy places the organism in Eukaryota, Metazoa, Chordata, Actinopteri, Beloniformes, Adrianichthyidae. The record is from RefSeq and is a predicted model, not a curated record. Gene Ontology annotation, molecular function: RNA polymerase II cis-regulatory region sequence-specific DNA binding; DNA-binding transcription factor activity, RNA polymerase II-specific. The coding region runs from base 1076 to 2326 and encodes 416 amino acids. Gene Ontology annotation, cellular component: nucleus. Gene Ontology annotation, biological process: regulation of transcription by RNA polymerase II.